CAUGAAAAUUCCGCUUGGGAGGGAGCAGAAAAGGGGAGGUGUUCUAAAAAGCGAGCUCUUGAUUAACCCUUUCUCUUUGUUUGCUUCGACUACUACCCAACCACCCCUCCGUCUCAAGCGAAGAAAAGCUACAAAGCUCCCUAUUACACAAUGGCCGAAUACGCCUACGAUGAGGAGGGUUAUAACUUUUUAUACUUUGUAAUCUCUGUCCUGUCUAUAUGUCUGGUUCCAGUCACCUUACAGUCAAUCUAUUCGGGAUGGAAAUCAGCAAAAGAGGACAAGGAAGAGAAUUUCUGCCAGUGUGACACAUGUCAAAUAGAACGAAAGAAACUUCGUAAAGCACAGUCAAAUCGCGUCGUUAGCCAGCUUUUCAAGCCAAAGUUCUUGUUCUUGAUUGCAGGCUGGGUCGCUGUUGCAUUGUUGGCAUACCAGGUUUCAUUUGCAGAAGCACCAAAGCAACACUGGGAUCCUUAUGAGAUUUUAGGCAUCAGCGAAGGCGCCACGGUUCCAGAAAUCAAGAAAGUAUACAAAAAGCUGUCAUUGGUAUACCAUCCCGACAAGGCACAGCCAGGCACAGAAAGAGAAUCCGAAGAGCGCUUUAUUCAAAUCAGCAAGGCUUAUCAAGUUUUGACGGAUGACGAUGUGCGCGAAAACUACGAAAAGUAUGGUCAUCCAGACGGGAAGCAAUCCUACUCGGUUGGCGUUGCCUUGCCAAAGAAAUUGGUUGAAGGUGGUAACAGCAAGUUUGUCUUGGCCAUCUAUGCUUGUAUCUUCGGUCUUGGUUUGCCUUAUUACAUUGCUCGAUGGUGGUAUAAUUCUCGACGUCACACCAAGGAUCGUAUUUUGAACGGUUCCAUGAGAGUCUUUGUUAAAGAACUGAAAGAGAAUGCCGACUUCAAGGCUUUAAUCCGCAUUCUCUCAGGCGCACAUGAAUUCUUAGAAAACGCAGCCCCUCGGCCCGGUGAUGAAAAGGUGAUCAAAGCCGUCAACAGCGCCAUUGCUGAGGAGUUGGAGAAUCGAUUCGGUGAAAAGUACGAUAAUGGAAACGAGAGUGUUCCUGCAUACCGUCGCAAGGCUAGCAGCCUCUUGUACGCUUACUUUCUGCGUCAAGAUCUCAAUAGCAAGGGCUCGGGUGCUGAGGCCAAGGCUCUUUUGCAAGACCAACGUUUUAUUGUCGAAAAGUCUGUCCACCUUCUCCAAGGCUUGUUGCAAAUUGCUAUUGUUAAGCAAUGGUUAGGCGUCGCCUCUAAUGUUAUGGAUCUGCAACAGCAUUUACUUCAAGCUACAUAUCCUGGUGAACAAUCUGUGAAACAGCUUCCUCAUAUUAACACACAAAUCCUGCGCCGUUACUACCGCAACAAAAAGAAGCAUAUCCACUCCGUGCAACAAACUUUGGCAUUGUCUGAAUCCGAGCGCAAGGAGCUGUUGAAGCCUCUUGAUGAUCAGCAAUAUCUUGACGUGACUGAAGUGGCUACUCGUAUUCCACAGCUCAAGGUUAACAAGGCCGUCUUUAAGGUUGUCGGUGACAAGAUUAUUACUCCCGGUGCCAUUGUUACGUUCGUUCUUAAACUGCAGAACACCAAUGAAGCAGCUGUAGAAGAUUCCAAGAAACCAGCAGCAGCCGCAGCAAGCGACGACAGCGAUGAUGAAGAACUGUUAGAUGACGUUACUGGCAAGGCCAAGGAAGAGGACAAGCCAAACGGAACUCUUCCGUGUGCACACACGCCUUAUUACCCUGGAGAGAAGAAACCAUAUUGGUGGGUAUUCUUGGGUGAUCCCAAGGUCAACCGUAUCCUUGUACCUCCAAAGAAGGUGACUGAUGUUACCGAGGAACAGACCGUCCAAAUAUCCUUCCCAGGCCCACCCAAGCCAGGAACGUACACUUUCUCGCUGUUUGUCAAAUCGGAUACUUAUGUUGGCACCGACAUUCAACAAGAUAUUAAGUUGACUAUUCGGGACAAGGCAGAUCUUCCACCAGAAGAUGAUGUUGAUGACAGCAUAUCCGAACCUGAAGAAGAUUCGAUUGCUGGCCAAAUGAAAAUGAUGCGCGAACAAGGCAUUUCGGGGGCGUUGCAAGGUGGCCAAAAGGAUCCACAGGCUAAAGCUGAUGAAGAUAGUGAUUCUGACAGUAGUGAUGAUGAGUGAUAAAAAAAAGCACCCACCACCCACACACAUAAACAUAUACAGUACAUUCACAUUGAAAAAAAAACACUCAUAAUAUAGUAAUGAAAAUUAAAGAGAGUUUUCACCAGCAUCACUAUGAAGCAUGAAAGAACAAGGAUAUCGAAUGACGGACAAAGAGCUGUUAUACUUUAGGUAUAUACCAACUCGAAGCAUGGGGAUAUGCGCCACCUAUUAUGUGGUAGCAAUAAAAAAAAACAAACUCAAUCGGGCUCUGUCAAACCCGUCAAGCCCUUUCAAGUUGUAUUUACGGCAAUAU
Zychaea mexicana is the source of this 2440-nucleotide messenger RNA. RefSeq names its product Sec63 Brl domain-containing protein. The coding region runs from base 151 to 2145 and encodes 664 amino acids. The transcript is spliced from 10 exons. Gene Ontology annotation, cellular component: Sec62/Sec63 complex. Gene Ontology annotation, biological process: SRP-dependent cotranslational protein targeting to membrane; post-translational protein targeting to endoplasmic reticulum membrane. Gene Ontology annotation, molecular function: transmembrane protein transporter activity; RNA binding. The record is from RefSeq and is a predicted model, not a curated record. Lineage: Eukaryota; Fungi; Mucoromycota; Mucoromycetes; Mucorales; Lichtheimiaceae.